GGUUACAAAUUAUCUCUUAUCUAAAAAAUAAAAAAAAAAUAAAAAAAUCUUCAUUGAAUUCAAUUCGUGUUAUACUUCACACAAAAAAAAGAAACAAACUUGUUUUCAAGAAGAAGCAUUUAUUACCAAAAAGGUUCUCUCUUUUCUUGUUUGUUUGUGUGUUUUUGUGCGAAUGACUCGUCGGUGUUCGCAUUGUAGCAACAAUGGACACAACUCACGCACGUGUCCAACGCGUGGUACGUGCGGUGGUGGAGGAGGAGGAGGAGGGUCUUGUUCCUCCUCGGCGGUGAAGCUGUUCGGUGUGAGGUUAACGGAUGGUUCGAUUAUUAAGAAGAGUGCGAGUAUGGGUAAUCUCUCUGCAUUGGCUGUUGCUGCGGCGGCUGCGACUACGCACCACCGUUUAUCUCCGUCGUCUCCUUUAGCGACGUCUAAUCAUAACGACUCGCCGUUAUCCGAUCAUGCCCGAUACUCUGGUUUGCAUCAUAAUGAAGGGUACUUAUCUGAUGAUCCUGCUCAUGGUUCUGGUUCUAGUCACCGUCGUGGAGAGAGGAAGCGAGGUAUUCCUUGGACUGAGGAAGAACACAGGCUAUUCUUAGUCGGACUUCAGAAACUUGGGAAAGGAGAUUGGCGUGGUAUUUCAAGAAACUAUGUAACUUCAAGAACUCCUACACAAGUGGCUAGUCAUGCUCAAAAGUAUUUCAUUCGCCAUACGAGUUCCAGCCGCAGGAAAAGACGGUCUAGCCUCUUUGACAUGGUUACUGAUGAAAUGGUAACGGAUUCAUCGCCAAUACAAGAAGACCAAACCGUAAACCGUUCUUCUCCAAGCGAGGAGCUUGAGAACAAAAGUUACCUUCCUUCACUAGAGCUCUCACUCAAUAAUACCACGGAACCUGAAGCGGUCAUAGCCAAGGCGCUACCACAGGAAAAACCUGAAGAAGCUAUAGAACCAUCGAACGGGGUUUCACCAAUGCUAGUCCCGGGAGGUUUCUAUCCUCCUUGUUUUCCAGUCACUUACACGAUUUGGCUCCCUGCGACUUCCACAUCACUUCAGGGAACAGAACAUGGUUUCGAAGCUGAGACUUCUUCUCAGCAUCAUCAGGUCCUAAAACCAAAACCUGGAUUUGCUAAAGAACGUGUGAACAUGGACGAGCUGGUUGGUAUGUCUCAGCUUAGCAUAGGAAUGGGAACAAAACAUGGGACUGAAACUUCUCCUUCUGCUUCCCCGCUAUCGUUGAAACUAGAGCCCUCAAGGCCAUCGGCAUUUCACUCAAAUGGCUCGGUGAAUGGUGCGGAUUUGAGUAAAGGCAACAGCGCGAUCCAGGCUAUCUGAAAAAUCUAAUGUUGUUGUGUUAAAGAAUGAAGAAGACCGGAUUAAAGCAGAGGAUGUUCCUGGUUUGAGGACGAAACAAACCAAGCUUUGAGCCAUUAGAGAGAGAGAGAAUACUUCUUACCAAAGAAAAAAAAGAAAAAAUAGAGCAAACUGUAACAACAGACUUACCAAACAGUCAAAACACAUUUCUCAGUAUCACGUCAUACUUACAUAAGAUAAGCGUAACUUACAAUACAAUCACUGAUUUUAAUGUU
Molecule: messenger RNA, 1584 nt
Organism: Camelina sativa (false flax)
Lineage: Eukaryota; Viridiplantae; Streptophyta; Magnoliopsida; Brassicales; Brassicaceae
Product: transcription factor MYBS3-like
Biological process (GO): response to gibberellin; response to ethylene
Molecular function (GO): DNA binding
Source: RefSeq, a predicted model, not a curated record